This is a messenger RNA of Larimichthys crocea (large yellow croaker), 710 nucleotides long. Its product is annotated as galectin-2-like. Lineage: Eukaryota; Metazoa; Chordata; Actinopteri; Sciaenidae. Bases 115 to 522 code for a protein of 135 amino acids. The transcript has 4 exons. Gene Ontology annotation, molecular function: carbohydrate binding. The record is from RefSeq and is a predicted model, not a curated record.
UCACAGUCAUGCUACUUACUUUUUGUCUUCCAGGACAGAAGUCGGCUCUCUGUGUCACCCUCUUCCUACAUCUUCCAUUAGCUCCAGGACUGUUCACCAACACCAGUAGCCAAAAUGAGCAUGCAACUUGAAUUGAAGAAUGUGUUUCUGAGAGCUGGAGAUCAGCUGAAAGUAAAAGGGUUGGUUCUGCAUGAUGCUGAGAGAUUCCAGAUCGACCUCGGCUGUGAUCCAGACAACGUGGCAAUGCACUUUAACCCUCGUUUCCACGAUGACACUGAUGGAACCGUUCUUGUUUGUAACUCAAAGAUCGCUGGUUGUUGGGGCGAUGAGAAACGGGAAUCACAUAACCCUUUACAGAGAGGCACAGAUGUCAAGAUUGUGUUCAAGCUGACUGGAGACAUGUUUGAAGUGGAGCUUCCUGAUGGACAAGAAGUCCAGUUUCCCAACCGUGAGGGCAUGGACGUCUUCAGCUACAUCAGAAUCACAGGAGACUUUAAACUGGCUUCAUUCAAAAUCUGUUAAGAGACACAACUUCUGUCACACACGCAUGCUGUGUUUGUCACUUUGGUUAAACACAAGACUUUGAGAAAUGGUCAGUUAUUGUGAGAAAUGUUCAUCUUUAAGAGAUGUAGAUCUUCAGCACAUUGGAAAUGUAUCUUUAUUUAAAAAUGUCCUGUUGUGCACAAGAAUAUAAAAUGUUUGAAUUCAAA